Larimichthys crocea (large yellow croaker) is the source of this 2236-nucleotide messenger RNA. RefSeq names its product nuclear factor of kappa light polypeptide gene enhancer in B-cells inhibitor, zeta (gene nfkbiz). The record is from RefSeq and is a predicted model, not a curated record. Gene Ontology annotation, cellular component: nucleus. Bases 327 to 1574 code for a protein of 415 amino acids. Gene Ontology annotation, molecular function: DNA binding; POU domain binding. NCBI's taxonomy places the organism in Eukaryota, Metazoa, Chordata, Actinopteri, Sciaenidae. The transcript has 11 exons. Gene Ontology annotation, biological process: regulation of gene expression.
ACUACCAAACGCUCACAGCAGAGUACACGCAGUAACUUUUGGGCACUGUGCGUUGUAUGUUGGGUCUUUCAGGCCGGAGACUUCAUCCUGUAGAUGUUCCAGUGGUGUCGUACAUCUUGACCAGUGUCAUCAGUAACCUGUCAACCAGGAAGUUGGAGCCAGGUGUGUGGGGACAGUUUGUGUGGCAGUUUGUUCCUCAUAUCUGACCUCACUGUGUUUACAGGUGAGCGAGUUGUCUGAGUGUGUUCACGGCUGCUUUUACAUUCCAGGUGUGUGAGGCCAGAGUUUUAAAGCGGAGGGGAGUGUGAAUAAAUGACUCCUUAAACAUGCUGGAUCCAAGAGGGAAUGAAACCAGAGGAAGUAUGUCAGCGGGGACAGACUUCAUAAAUGAUACAGUCAUUGAUAACCGUCCAGCAGAAUACUUCCAAACUAUACACAAGAAGAACACUGUGAAGGAGCUGCUGAUGAUGAGACGACAGAAAUGCAGCGACAACAUUCUGGAGCAUAAAUUUAAAUCUCCAAAAUCCGAAGUUUUUCCCAGCGACUUGAGUCCUCAUCUGUUCGACCCUCCGACACCAGUACACUUCAGUAACAUGGACCAGUCUCCUCCUGAAAAUGGCCACAUUACCCAACAACAAAUGCAACAUCCAAUGUAUCCGACUGCUGAGGUCAAACUUACUUUAUUUCACUGGCAAAUACAGAGAGAGACACAGAGAAUGGAAGGAGUCUCUCAGGAGAAGCUGAACAUGCAAGACGGAGAUGGCGACACAAUUCUUCACAUCGCAGUUGCAAAAGGAAGACGAGCUCUGGCGUAUGUGCUUGCUACACAAAUGUCUAGGUGUGGCUCCCUGGACGUGAAAGAACACAAUGGGCAGACAGCUCUUCAGAUAGCUGCUGCCACCAAUCAGCACUUGAUUGUCCACGACCUGCUGGAACAUGGGGCACAAAUCAACACCCGAGACCUCUGGGGACGCUCUCCUUUGCACGUGUGCGCCGAGAAAGGCCACCUGCUCAGUCUGCAGAGCAUCUGGAAGACCCUGAUGAGGACCGGGCAACCGAUUGAUAUUGAAAUGUUCAAUUACGAAGGUUUAACUGCGCUGCAUGCAGCAGUCAUGUCUCACAACGCUGUCGUUAAAGAGCUGAGGACUCUGGAGAAUCCUUGUUCAUAUAUGACAAUGGAGCUGGGGCAGAGGAGACAGAUGCAUUUCGAAUGUAUUAAGAUCCUGCUGCACAUGGGCGCCUGCUUCGGGACAAAGGAUCUAAAAAGUGGACAUACGUGUCUUCACAUGGCUUCUGAGGAGGCAAACGUGGAGCUGUUGAACCUUUUCCUCGACCAGUCGUCUUCACUGUCGUUCAUAAAUGUUAAGACGUUCAGUGGAAACACAGCGCUGCACAUCGUCAGCUCUUUGCAGAAUCAUAAAACUCAAGUGGAAGCGGUGAAGCUGCUGAUGAGGAAUGGGGCGGACCCUGGAACCAGGAACUUUGAAAAUGAACUGCCCUGUCACCUGGUGCCUGGUGGACCUGUUGGUGAUAAGGUGCGGCGCGUCCUGAAAGGGAAAUAUGUUCACGCUUAAGUGAAGCACGAGAACACUGUCAGUCAGACAGUCCAGUCUAUAUAAAUAUCAUUUGCCAAAACAAGGCAGAUUCUGGUUGUUUCAGUGAAACAUGCCACAUUGUUCAUUACCAUGUAAUGUUCAAAGAGGAAGUGAAGUUUGGAGUUGUAUUUUUUCUGUUUUAUCUCUCGAGAAUGAUUUCCUGUCUCGAUGCAUAAAUGUUAAUCAUCUAAUUUCAAUAUUAGGAUUGCCUGAUGCAACCAAACAUACAAUAUUUAUGUUUGAGCUGUGUGUGAAAAUGGCUUAACCAUCCAAGAAAAUCUGACCGCUGCUUUGAAAACUAGAGAAUCCAUCAAAAUGCAGAUGGUGUCAUUAUACGAUUAGUUAAUGUAAGUUAAAGUUAAAAAAAAUAAAUAAUCUAUUUCCAAAAUAAAUUGAUUAAUCAUAAAACUGUUUUUUUUUCUAUUUUUAUUUUCUAUUUUAUAUCAUUGUAGGUUUACUUUGUUAAAAUAUUACAUGCAAAACUGUAGUCUGUGUAGAAAACGUUAUCUUUCUGUGUCAUUACUGAUGUUUCAUGAGGGUUUCUUUUAUUUUGUUUGUUUAAAUUGUUUUUAAUAUUCAACAUUUUUUUCAGAUUUCCGUAAUUUUAGUGUGUUGUAAUGUUAAGUUUAGUUAAGGAAGAU